This is a messenger RNA of Eimeria necatrix, 3072 nucleotides long. Its product is annotated as CAM kinase, putative. Lineage: Eukaryota; Apicomplexa; Conoidasida; Eucoccidiorida; Eimeriidae. Gene Ontology annotation, molecular function: ATP binding; protein kinase activity. The record is from RefSeq and is a predicted model, not a curated record. Gene Ontology annotation, biological process: regulation of cytokinesis; protein phosphorylation; mitotic cell cycle. Bases 1 to 3072 code for a protein of 1023 amino acids. Gene Ontology annotation, cellular component: nucleus; spindle pole; centrosome. The transcript has 6 exons.
AUGGCGCAGCACCUGCAGCAGCUGCGUCACCCGUGCAUCGUGGGCUUCGUGGACUUCGUGGAGACUGCAGACUCUCUGUUUAUAGUCCAGGAAUUCAUGAAAGAAGGAGAAUUGUUUUACAAAAUUGUCGAAAAAGGAUCUUUUGCGGAGCCGCAGGCUUGCUUCGUGGCGCAGCAGGUUUUGGCUGCUGUGGUGUACAUGCACCAGCGCGGCGUGAUCCACCGAGACAUAAAGCCCGAAAACAUUUUAAUUUCGGAAGAAGUCGAAGACGGAUUUUACAAAGUCAAAAUCGCCGACUUCGGACUUGCGAAAAAUUUGAUUUCCAACAAAGUUUUGGCGACUUCCAUGGUGGGCACUCCGCAGUACUGGGCGCCUGAAGUGCUCACCUGCGGCGCGAACCGCCACAGCAGCAGCAGCAGCAGCAGCAGCAGCAGCAGCAGCAGCAGCAGCAGCAGCAGCAGCUACAGCUUCGAGGCGGACAUUUGGAGUUUCGGGGUUUGUCUUUAUGUCUUCUUGGGAGGGACUUAUCCCUUCGAAGGUUCUGCGAGUUCGCUGCGGCAAAUGGUGUUGAAUGGUCGUUUCCACUUUCGGCACGCGCGGUUUUCCCGGGUGUCUGAGGAGGCGAAGGAUCUGAUCCGGCGCGCGCUGGUGGUGGACCAGAACAGAAGAAUAACAGAAAGAGAAAUCUUCUACCACCCCUGGAUGACGCGGUGGCUGUGCGAAAGCGACCGCGUGCGCUUCUCGCUGGACAGCAGCAGCAGCAGCAGCAGCAGCAGCAGCAGCAGAAGCGUUUCCUUCGGCUUCAUGCCUCCGCUGCCUCCGCUGGCGUCUCCGUCCCUCCCCUACCCGCUGGCGGCCUGGCGCGCCGCCGCUGCCGCCCCCCCCGCGCCAGCAGCAGCAGCAGCAGCAGCAGCAGCAGCAGCAGCAGCAGCAGACGCAGUGGAGGUGCGCGGGGCCGCGGACCCGUACGAAGUCUCCGUGGGCCCCUUGCUGCCGGGCUUUCUGAAGUCCAGCCGGCCAGUGCCGCCCUUCCACCUGCCGCUGCUGCUGCCGCUGCAGCUGCAUCUGCUGCUGUCCACUCACUUGCUGCUGCUGUCCCUCAGGGGCCCCGCCUGGGGGCCCCAAGGCGGGGCUUUGUCUCCGAUGUUUUUGUUGGCGGAGAAGAUUCAAAAGGACUUGUGGGGUCUCCAGCGGAGUGUACAGACAGCUGUGGCUUUCUUCGAGCUCACGGCCACUUCGGCCAUGGAAACCCUCACUGACAUUCGCGCCCUCUGCUCGGAGGCCCCGGGGGGCCCCGAGGGUACUGAAGAAGCCGUUUUGGAGUUGUUUGGACAAAUCAGAAAGUGGGUUUGCGAAAUGCAAAGAGAAGGAGAAAGACUGGGCCACAGAUAUGAACUCGCGGAGGCUUCAGUCUCAGACCUCAUUUGCUGCGUCGUUGCUGCUCUUUCUGCGGGCACCCCGCAGCAGCAGCAGCAGCAGCAGCAGCAGCAGCAGCGGGCAGCAGCAGCAGCAGCAGCAGCAGCGAGCGACGCGCCCUCAGGGGCAGACACGCCGCUUUCCACGGAGCUCGGAGAAGCAGAAGCUCUCAAUUCAAUUAACUCUUUGAGAGGCUCCAUUAGUUCGGUUCCCGAGCAGGAGCAGCAGCAGCUGCAGCAAGUGCAGCAGCAGCAGCAGCAGGUGCAGCAGCAGCAGCAGCAAACGCAGCAGCAGCAGCAGCAGGUGCAGCAGCAGCUCCACCAAGCGCAGCAGCAACUGCAGAAACAGCAAGUGCAGCAAGUGCAGCAAGUGCAGCCGAAGCAGCAGGAGCAGCAAGUGCAGCAGCAGCAGCAGCAGCAAGUGCAGCAGCAGCAGCAGCAAGCGCAGCAGCAGCAGCGGAAGGAGGAGUCGGCAGCAGUGCUUCAGCAGGCGCUGAUAUCUCCCGUUUUUGCUGCUCAUCCGGGGGCAGCUGAGCAGCAAACUCGAGAAGCAAAUUUGCUGGAAGAGGGCAUUGACGUGUGGGGCGGCAGCAGCAGCAGCAGCAGCAGCAGCAGCAGCAGCAGCAGCAAGGGGCGGAUGGACGUGCUGCGGGAGUUUCUGGGGGCGAGUUUGCGGCGCAUGCUGUACAGCUGCGCGGAGCUGGACCGGAAGCCAGCAGCAGCAGCAGCAGCAGCAGCAGCAGCAGGAGCAGCAGCAGCAGAGCAGCAAGAAGUGGCAGCAGGAGUGGAGGCCUGGAGCCAAGUGGCGCUUCCAGAUCCUUCUGUCGUGACAGAAGAAAUUUUGGACUUUUUAUUUCUUUCCACGGAAGCAGCAGCAGCGCGGGAGCAGCAAAUGCGGCAAAGCAACUGCAGCAGCAGCAGCAGCAGCAGCAGCAGCAGCAGCAGCAGCAGCAGUUACGCGAACUACAGCAAGGAGGGGCAGAGCAGCUCGCCGAGAGACGUGCAGGCGGCUCUGAGCUUCGAAAGCAUAGCAGCGGACACCGAGCCUGCUGCUGCUGCUGCAGCAGCAGCAGCAGCAGCAGCAGCAGCAGAAAGCAGCAGCAGCAGCGGGUCGAGCGCGGCGGAGUGCAGGGAGCUGCUGCUGUGCAGCAGCAGCCCGUCCUCGUCGUCUCCCGCCGCCGCGGGCGCGGCGGCCGCGGGCGCAGCAGCAGCAGCAGCAGGAGGGAGCAGCAAGAAGCGGAAAGAAGCAGCAGCAGCAGCAGCAGCAGCAGCAGCAGCAAAAGACAUGGCCGCGGAAAUAGCCGUGGCGAGGCUGCGGCUGCGGACGCUGCAGAAGCUGAGAGAAGCAAACUGCCUGCUGGAGUUUGUCGGCAGCUUUUUCGGAAACUUGGAUUUAAUUCUGUCUCGGCUGCUGCAGCUGCAGCAGCCCGCGGAGGCGCUGCUGCGGCUGCUGCGGGCCCGCGAGCCCAACUCUUGUUUGCAAAAAGUCAUUUUAAAUAAAGUGGAGAAACUCUUCGCGGCUUGGCGGAAGUUCCGCGCCCACGCUCGGGUGUAUCUACAGCUCGCGGCCGAGCGCAACGGAAAGCUGCUCGACUUGAAGCUGCACGUACAGCUCAGGACUGACCAGGUCGACGCGAUCAAGGCCCUCAAGAGCUGA